AAAAGCAGAAAAUGGACGAUGAAGACAUGAGCUGCACGUCCGGGGAUGAUUAUGCCGGUUAUGGAGAUGAAGACUACUACAACGAAGCGGAUGUAGAUGCCGCUGAUGACGUGGCAGUGACACCGACACAUUCAGAGGAAGCUGAUUAUGAGUGUCUCUCUGUAAAUCAAGUCGAACGGGUAUUCAUCGACGGUGUAAAUUCACUUGUAUCCAGAAUUUCAAUAAAUGAGAAAUUCGCUAGAAUACUCUUACAAGCUAAUCAUUGGGAUGUUGAUAAAAUAGCUCGACUCGUUCGAAAUGAUCGAAAUGAUUUCUUGAGAAAAUGUCAUAUCGACGCAAAACCCGAACCGAAACGGAAAUUAUCGUCAACUCAAUCAGUGUUAGCAAAGGGUUACUGUAGUGUAUGUGCUAUGGAUGGAUAUACUGAAUUACCACAUUUAACAUGUGGACACUGUUUUUGUGAACACUGUUGGAAGAGUCAUGUUGAAUCUAGAUUAUCAGAAGGCGUUGCAUCACGAAUCGAAUGUAUGGAAUCUGAAUGUGAAGUGUAUGCACCAUCUGAAUUCGUUCUCUCGAUUAUUAAAAAUUCACCGGUGAUAAAGCUGAAAUAUGAACGAUUUUUGCUCAGAGAUAUGGUAAAUUCUCAUCCACAUUUGAAGUUUUGUGUUGGAAAUGAGUGUCCUGUGAUUAUACGAUCAACGGAGGUUAAGCCAAAACGAGUUACUUGCAUGCAGUGUCAUACUUCUUUUUGUGUAAAAUGUGGCGCCGACUAUCAUGCUCCAACUUCAUGUGAAACCAUCAAACAAUGGAUGACAAAAUGUGCAGAUGACAGUGAAACAGCGAAUUAUAUUAGUGCUCAUACGAAAGAUUGUCCACAAUGUCAUAGUUGUAUUGAAAAAGCUGGUGGAUGUAAUCAUAUUCAAUGUACAAGGUGUCGACAUCAUUUCUGUUGGAUGUGUUUUGGUGAUUGGAAAAGCCACGGAAGUGAAUACUACGAGUGCAGUCGAUAUAAAGAAAAUCCAUCAGUGGCUGCUGAAGCUAAUCAUGUAAAAGCACGAAGAGCUCUCGAGAAAUAUCUUCAUUAUUUCGAACGAUUCGAGAAUCACUCAAAAUCGUUAAAAAUGGAAGAAGAACUGAGAGAUAAAAUUAGAAAGAAGAUUGAUGAUAAGGUCAACGAGCACAAUGGAACAUGGAUUGAUUGGCAAUAUCUUCACAAGUCGGUCUCAUUGCUAACGAAAUGUCGAUACACGCUACAGUAUACCUAUCCAUUUGCCUACUUUCUCAGUGCGACUCCCCGCAAGAAUUUGUUCGAAUACCAACAAGCUCAACUCGAAAAAGAAGUCGAAGAGCUCGCAUGGGCGGUCGAAAGAGCCGAUGGUACCGCACGCGGAGCUCUAGAAGCCCAUAUGCAUCGAGCCGAGCACAAACGUCAGACACUUCUUCACGACUUUUUCUUUUAAAUCUGUUGUUUUAUAGCUCUUCUUCUAGUAGUUUUCUGUAUAUCCCCAUGUAUCUAAAAAACAAUUUACCUCCAUUCAAAAAUGGGUCGAUUUCUUUAUAUUCUUUUCCAUAAUCUUUCUGUAAAACUCAUCGAAAAAAACUUCCCCAUGAAUACAUCACACUCUUUAAUUGCUCCUUGACCAUUUAUCUGUGAUCCAAUUCCCGUUUCUCCUGUUCUGUGAAUUUGAAAUGUUUUCUGUAUAAUAUUUUUUGGGAUUCCUGAGAUCUCUCUUUUGCCCAUGUUCAUGUAGGAUUGUUUUCUGUGUAUUUCCAUCAUUUCUUGAUUUUUUUUGUCCUGUUCACACAUACUCAUUUAUAGUGCCUUUCUCAUUUGUUAUCAUCACACUUUACUUAUCCUGAAUUUGAAAUACAUAUUUCUAUUAUU
This is a messenger RNA of Caenorhabditis elegans, 1885 nucleotides long. It is a transcript of the gene ari-2, whose product is annotated as putative E3 ubiquitin-protein ligase ariadne-2. Gene Ontology annotation, biological process: protein ubiquitination. Gene Ontology annotation, cellular component: nucleus. NCBI's taxonomy places the organism in Eukaryota, Metazoa, Nematoda, Chromadorea, Rhabditida, Rhabditidae. The record is from RefSeq and is marked reviewed. Gene Ontology annotation, molecular function: zinc ion binding; ubiquitin protein ligase activity; ubiquitin-protein transferase activity. Bases 12 to 1460 code for a protein of 482 amino acids. The transcript has 8 exons.